This is a messenger RNA of Amphimedon queenslandica, 2221 nucleotides long. RefSeq lists its product as uncharacterized. The transcript is spliced from 6 exons. Gene Ontology annotation, molecular function: protein binding. The record is from RefSeq and is a predicted model, not a curated record. Bases 184 to 1851 code for a protein of 555 amino acids. NCBI's taxonomy places the organism in Eukaryota, Metazoa, Porifera, Demospongiae, Haplosclerida, Niphatidae.
UUAAUUUUAUUUUUAGAUAAAGUAUUUAAUGAUGCUGCACAAGUGAUAUCAGAUGAUGAAGCUCAGGAAUCUUCUGAAUUUUCUAGUUCAGAUUCCAAUAAAUCAAUACCUAGUGUUGCUCCCCUUUACAUUCCACAGUAUAAAAGUGAAGAUUUUGAUGUACUUUAUGCAAAAUUUGCUAAAAUGUUUUCAAAUGUUCGUAAAGUUAUUUCUCAAUCUCCACCUCCUUUAGAAGAGCUUAAGACAUUUAUUGAAGAUUUUAACUUUGACCUUGAAGCAGAAUUGAGUUUAAUAAAAAAUCAAGAAAGUGUAAUGCGUCUGAUUAGAAAAAAUUGUAGUCUCAUUAAUAUUGUCAUCCUUGAAGCUGUUGUUGAACACUUUGAGAUUCAUAAUGCUCAGAUAUACAUUUAUGAUUACAAGAGGGAAAUUAAGGAAUUUUGUCGCAAUUUAUCAGUUGAUCUGUGCUUGAAUGAGCCAUUUGAUGUAGUUAGGACCAGUCCUCCUCUUAAAUGUGAAACAGCUACUUAUGUACUUGGAUGGGAAGCUACCGAGCAUAAACUGAAGGAUGUUACUGAUAUUGUAUCAAAAUCUUCUGGUAAAUUUGUGAAACUGAUCAACAUCAAAAGCACUCAAUCUAUCACCAUCACUUGCUCCUUCCCUCACUCUCUCACUGAAGCUCUCAUUAUAAAAUUGAGUGACAAUCUUGAAUUACUAAAAAAGAAUGAUCUAAUGGAGCUUACUGUUGGAUACUGCACAAUAUGGAAGAAACAAAAGAUACAAGAAAUACAAGAAUCACUGGAAGAGGAGGUACAGGAGAUAAAGGAACAAGAUAAAGAUCAUGAUAAAGUGAAUAAACCAAUAGCAAAAUCUGUUUUUAUUGCUCGUUAUGGCUAUUAUGUGAUUGACAGUGUUGAUAUAUCAUUCAGUGAGGGAGAGUGGCUGGAGAUAUAUAGGAAGGAUGAUAGUUUUUAUUGGAAAGGAAGAUCCUUGGUGUCUGGUGAUGAAGGAGACAUUCCUAGUAGUUGUGUUUACUCAAUGUUGGAGUCACUUCAAUUGUUAGAGUUUAUACUGUCAGUGGAAGAAGUGUCCCUUCCUAUUUUACAGAAGAUAAGGAAUGAUUCAUCUAGUAAUGAUAAGAAAGCUUCUUAUUUUUUGAAGACUAUUAAUGAUGAUCCUAUUAUGAUAUCUGCACUGAGACAAGACAAGGAACAACAUGAUAAAGGAGUCACUGGGAGUGUGGACUGGGGCUUUGACAGGGUAUCCCUUACCUCUCCAUCUCCAGUUCAGUGUAAUGAAGUAAUAAGUAGUAUUAAUAAUAAUUUUAAGGAGAUUCUCCUCCAUUCUUCAUCUACUAAUAGUACAAUAACUAUACUAUCAUCAACUAAACUGAGUACACUAAACCUGAGGACAGUGAGGAGAUUUGAGAUAUGGUUGACUCCAUUAACUAAUGAUUGUAUCCAGUACUUAUGUAUACUAAUAACUAAUAACAGAACAAUACAAGAACUAGACAUCAAUGGCCACUCCAUUAGUGAUAGAGGAGUUUCUAAUAUCUGUCAAGCACUUGAACACAGCUCUACACUUACCUCAUUAGAUCUUUAUCAUAAUCCUCUCAUCACUUCUACUAGUGGACAGGCUCUUUCUCACCUACUCCUCAAUAACUCAUCACUAGUUGAACUGAAUCUAACGGAGACUUCAUUGUCUGCUGAGUCAAUACUACUUAUCCUCCAGUCAUUAAGUAAUAAUAAGAAUAUAAGGAUACUCAAGCUAGACGAGCGACAUGAAGAGACUUGUAUUAAUACUUAUCCUAACUAUCACCUCAUACAAGACAGAGUAGACUGGUGGGGGUACUAAUCACUUUAUUUUAACUUAUUAAUCUCUUGAUACAAUAAUUAUACCAAACUAGUAUAUUCUGUAUACAUUCCUUCUCUAAACUGACACACAGUGAUGUCAUUGUCUCCCUCUUUCUUUUCAUCAUUUUUUUCUACUUAAUUCCCUCUUCUUUUAUUACUACCUCUCCGUCAGUCUCUAAUAAAUUUUCUCAGUCCAGCUGACCUUCCUCCAUUUUAGUAAGUCAGUCUUGAGAUAGAAAUGGAAAGAAUUUUUUGAAACUGACAUGAAUUUGUAGAAAACAGGUUCCAUGAAUUACUAUUGUAAGUUCUAUAAUGAUACUAUUAACACAAUAACUCUUGCUUUUUCCAAUCUCACUUCAAUAGCAUUAAAA